AUGCCCUUUGCGACGCAUGAUGGCGUCAAGAUCUACUACGAGGAUUCGGGUGGCGAAGGCCCAGUAUUGUUCAUGACCCACGGUUUCAGCGGUACCGGGGAGACCUGGGACGCUCAGCUGGCGCUGUCUAAGGAGUUCCGCCUCAUUCGUUGGGACAUGCGUGGCCAUGGCCGCUCCGACAGCCCCGAGAGCAGCGAGGUCUACAGCAAGCAGCACCAGCUGAAGGACAUGGAGAGUGUCCUGGAUGCUUGCGGUGUGACAUCUGCGAUCUUCGUCGGGCACUCGCUGGGAGGAUUCGAUUCGCUCCUCUUUCUGCUCAGCAGCCCAAGCCGUGCGGCCAGGGUGAGGGCCUUGGUCCUGAUCAGCACCGGGCCAGGCUUCGCGAAGGCGGAGUCGAGACAGCGCUGGAACAGCCGCGCCGAGGUCUUGGCUGCCGAGUUCACUGCGAAAGGCCGGGAUGCGUUGCCCAAGACGGAUCGGAACAAGAGCCACACUGACCACGGCGCACGAGUCGGCCUGGCAAAUUCCGCGAAGUACAUCUUCGCGCAGCUGGAGCAGGACCCCCUGCUGAGCACAAUGCCCCACGGUGCGGCGACUGUCGCCCAGAGGUUGGAUGAAGUCAAGGUGCCUACGCUCGUUCUCAUCGGGGAGCAAGACAAAUCCUUCCAUGCCGCUGCGCAGAUGAUGGCGAAAAAAGUGGCCAACGCCAAGCUCGUGAUGGUUCCCGGUGGUGGGCACAGCCUGCAAGAGAGUCACGGCGCGGCCGUCACCGCAGCGCUGCGCGACUUCUGUGCUGACAGUCACAGUGUCUUCGCCCUGCAUGCAACUAACUUCAAAAAAGGCCGCAGUUGCGGCAGUAGCACCGUGAAGAGGCCUAGUGAUAUGGACAAGUCGAGCACGCUCCCAGACGUCAUGGGAGCACAACCCGAAAGCUUUACAGGAGUCGAAGAGCAUCCGAGCCACAAGCGGGCCGCCGCAGACUCAGCUGCCGCCAAGCGCCUUCUGGAUCGUGCCUUCGAAGCAUUGCAGCCAGCCUUGGCGCCUUCGCUGCGGCAGAUGCAUGAGCUCGCUGGCGGAGCGGUCUCACAUGCUGAUGAGGCAUACUUUCGUGGCCUGGUCUUCCGCGAGUUGGACCGGCUAGCCCUGGCGGAGUACCUUCCGGCUGAGGAGGUGUUGCCGCGACUCAUGGAUGUGAUUGGCCGCGCGUGCAAUGUGACGUUCCGGUCGCUGCCGAAGCCCAGUUGGUGGCAGACGGGGUGGCACUCCGGGAUGCGAAGCUUCGAGGUGGUUGAUGCGCCGCCCAUCGGAGCGGCUGCGGGUUCCUCUGGCCAGCGGCUGGGCUUUGCCUAUGUCGAGCUCUUCGUCCCGAAGUUUGGGUCCCGACCGCUGGCGCCACAUUGCAUGCACCUGGCACCGGGCCAUGUCUACGUAGGCCUCCACUUCCAGGCGCCUUCCUUUGGCAAGACAAAGUUACUCAUGCCGGAAGAUGCCAUAACAGCUGCACAUGAGCUGGGGCAUGCGGUGCACAUGCUCUGCACCCGGGCCUCAUGCCUUCAAUUCCGCGGCUUCCCGCUGGAUCUGGUGGAGUUGCCAUCCACCUUUGCAGAGGUGCUGGCAACGCAACCGAGCAUGGUUGCGGAAUAUGCGCGGCACCACGCAUCCCGCGGCCCGCCGCCAGAGUCACUCGCGCGGUCGGUGCAGCAUGGUCCGUAUUUCUUCGCUCAAAAGCUGCAAAGCCUCAGCGUGAGCCUGACCCUGCAUUCCCCAGACUUUGAUGCUGCCAGUGCCACGGCCGAGGAGUUGCGGCAGCGAUCCAUUGAUCUUUGGCAGCGGUACUCCGCGAUCCCUGCAGACCCUUCCUUUGUGCCCUUGGCCGGAGAUGCAGGUGGCUACUUGGCCAUCGGCGCCAGCCAAACUGCCUACCUCCUGUGCUACAUGCGCUCUGAGCUUUUCCUGCACGGCGGCAAGGGCACAGGCCAGCGAGAGGCAGCACAGCGGUGGCUGAGUCCGGAGUUUGCAGGCAGCCUUCGCUCACAACUCUUGGAUCGGGCUUGGCCGGACCGGUCUGCUCUGUGGGACAGGUCGCAGCAUGGGCACAGCGGCAAGGAAAUCCCGCCACAUCCGCUGCCCCCUCUGCCAGAUGCCAGCCAGUUCAGCCUGUUUGAUCGUCUCCGGCGGCAGAUGAGCCCAAAGAAGGCAUGA
This is a messenger RNA of Symbiodinium natans, 2202 nucleotides long. Lineage: Eukaryota; Dinophyceae; Suessiales; Symbiodiniaceae. The record is from the annotation of a GenBank genome assembly.